UAUCUUGUAUUUUUAUAUUAUCUUGUAUUAUAUAUAGAGAGACUGCACCUUAAAAAAAAACCCACAUUUUUUUAACGCCUUGCACUUAAGCCCUAAAAGACUAUUGUGCUUUAUUAUGCCUUGAGCAUUGAAAAACAUUAGACACAGAGAUCACGGAGAUGAUUGAGGAGUUUCUUCUUCAUCUGUCCUCUAGGUUGUAAUUUAUUUGACUGGAGUUUCCUUCUUUAAUUGGAUUCACUUGUGUGAGCUUUGAUUUUUCUUUUUUAGAUUGAAAAACAAGUUGAUCCUUUAGAUUUUUUUUGAAAAGGAAACAACCUCAUUUAUUAAUAAAUGAACAAUGAAACUAAAUCUUAUAGUAUAAGAGGAUUAUACGAUGAGCAUUCAAACCAAGGAUAAGGAUGUGCAUUUGAGCAUCCCAGCUAAGUUGACACCCUCUUAGUAUCCUUAUCAUAUCCUACAUAAUAAAAAGAUAGAACAACUAAUAACGUCCAAGUGCAGGACUAACCACAACCAAUACAACUCAAAAAGGACAUAAGAAACAACUUCUAACCAGACUAGGAAUUAAAAAUACAGCCAGACAAAGAAAGAUUCUGAAACGGUUGGAAACACCAGAGGCUGUGAGCCAAAUCUGAAUCAUCAACAAGGAGGAAAGUUAAAAGGCCUGCCAGUUUAGUAAGAUAUAUUGCAUAGAGAAGUCUUUAAAUUGUUUUCGUAGAGAGCAUCACAAAGAGGCACUCAGACGUGCGCACUCGUAUCUAUUGAACCAAGAGGAGGCUUUAUUGUGGAAGACUCGCAGAUUUCUCUCAAACCACAGUUCCAACAAAAUUUCCUUGACGGUAUUGCACCAAAGCAAGGAGGCAUUUUUUCAUCAUAACCGGACCAAGAAGUAACUGUCUAACAUUAUUCUUGCAUUCUUUAUCAAGGUCUCAGCUGAGAUUAAAGGUGUGAAAGAGUUUACUCCUACACUUGGCAGCAUAUACACAUUCAAACAAGUGCUGGAGUUCCGCAUGAAAUUUGAGAUAGAAUGGGCAUAUAUGUGGCGAAAUAUAAUGAGUGGGUAACUUCUUUUGCAUAAUGGAUGCACAAAUUGAACUCCUGAACAACAUAAUCGAUAGAGUUAUACUUACCCUCGGGCUUUUAGAUUUCUGAAGGCUUUUUUCCAACUGUAGGUCCAUCGGAGUGGCAAGAGACAAGUGCUUCGAUAAUGACUUUACUGAAAAAACCCCAUUAGUUUCCAUUAACCAGAUUCUUUUAUUCUCAAUAUUGGAUAAUCUUGUCCUUUCCAAGGAGCCCAGGAGAAGUUGAAAAUUAGAGAUUUCAAGCUCCUAACAAUCUUCUGAAAUCAAGAAACCCAGAGGAAGUGGAGGCGUUCCAAUGUUCUACAACCGAGCCUUUUGGUUUAAGGGCAAUUCUGUACAGCUUGGGAGUGUGGUCUUCAAAGCAAUUCUAUCCAUUCAUGGAUCCAACCAAAACAAAAUUUUGUCACCCUUUCCAACUUUAAAAGCUGCCACACUAUCUAGAAAUAUUUAUCCAAGGGCUUCUUAAACUUGAAUUUUCUUUGCCACUUGUGUGCCACUGGAAGAGGCUACUCCCGUGAAUACUACAAACCACCUUAUACCAUAGAGAGUUUUGUUCUGCCAUGAACCUCCACCUCCACUUGGCAAGAAGAGUAAUGUUUCUAAAUUUCAGCUUGUCCAGCCCAAGGCCCCCAUCUCCUUGGGGUUUGGAAACUAAUUCCCAUUUCACUAGGUGGUUCAACUUGCUACCGUUGUUCCCUUCUCAAAAGAAGUUCCUCCAUGGUUCUUUCAAUGGAAUUAGAGAUUUUUUUGGCAUGAGGAAUGUUUAGCAAUUCCUCAUGGAUGCCGCUAAGGAGAUCUUACUUUCCCCAAUAUUAAUUCCGCAUAUAGAUGACUUUUCCCAAUUUAUCUUUUGCCCAUAACACUAAAAUAUUUCAAGCGUCUUUUUAACGUUUUCAUGAAUAACUUCAUCAAACUUGGAAAAUAUUAAGGUGUUGUCUGCAAAUUGAAGGAGGGGAACAUGAACAUUGUUCUUUCCUACCAUGAAACCUUCAUACAAACCGUUCAAGUGUAGAUUUGAGAUGAAACUACUAAGCACUUCGCUAACCAGAAGAAAAGAAAGAGGGAAAGGGGAUCCCCUUGCUUUAACCCUCUUGAGGCUUGAAUUCUUCCUCUGGGCCUCCCAUUGACGAAUUCUGAAUACUUAGGGUUUUUAACACAAUCCAUGAUCAAUCCAGCACACAAGCAGCAGAGACAGCGGAGUUUGAAGGCGUUUUCGGAGGCAGUGUCUGUUCCUAACAGAGAAAACUAGGGUUUUCACGACUAUGUCUUGCUUGGAUAUACAGCAAGUUCUCAAUGAUUACAAAACCAAAGACCCACUCACCAUCACUACUCUCAAGCUCAAUCAAAAGGCUCUUUCUGAUAUAAAUGGUUUGUCCCUUUUCAAAAACUUGGAGAAGCUUGAUUUGACAUUCAACAAUCUCACAUCGCUUCAGGGGUUGGAGUCAUGCACCAAUUUGAAGUGGCUCUCAGUUGUACAAAACAAACUUGAUAACUUAAAAGGAAUUGAAGGGCUUUCUAGACUUAAUGUAUUAAAUGCGGGAAAGAAUAAGCUUCGGUCAAUGGACGAAAUUAGACCCCUUGUUGGCUUUUGUGCUUUGAUUUUGAAUGACAAUGAGAUUGCUUCUAUUUGCAAGCUUGAUCAGAUGAAGAACCUGAAUACUCUGGUUCUUUCUAGAAAUCCAAUCCACAGUAUUGGAGAUUCUCUGUUGAAAGUGAAAUCAAUGAAAAAGCUAUCCCUUUCUAACUGCAAACAUCAAUCUAUUGAAUCCCUCAAGUUUUGUAUCGAACUUAAAGAGCUUAGACUUGCUCACAAUGAAAUCAGGAUGCUCCCCAAUGCUUUGGCUCAUAACAAGAAGUUGUUGAAUUUGGAUUUGGGAAAUAAUGUCAUCAUGAGAUGGUCAGAUUUAAAGGUAUUGAGUUCAUUAGGCUAUCUGAGGAAUAUUUAUGUUCGAGGGAAUCCUAUUGGAUAAAAAGAUUUGUCGACUGGUUCCAGGCUUGCGUGUAUUGAAUGCGAGAUCAAUUGAUAAAUGCAUUAAGAAUGAGAAUGAUAAUGGGAGUGAUAAAGAAGACGACACUCCAAUCAGGAGCCUAGAUCGUCAAAAAGAGAAAAAGGAUAGAAAACUGAAUGGGAAUGUUGAAACACACCCGUCUGUUCAAGGCACUGAUGGCAAACUUGAUCAUACUAAUGGUGCUGAUGUGGACAGGAAGUUGGAACGCAAAAAACGUAAGAUGGAUAAGGUCACCAGGGAGGAGAAAGUAAUUCCAUCUCUUGACAAUAAGAUAAAUCUCGGUACCAAUGAUAUUGAUAAGGAAAAGAAGACUUCAAAGCAGAAAAGAACAAAAAGCAAUAAGGAGCCAUCUUUGCCAAUACACAAGGAGACACUUACCAAGAUUGAAAACCAUAAGAAGAAAGCAAAGAAGGAAGGGGAAAGGCAGAUUGGUGUUAUUGACGACGCUGAAGUGCCAUUUGAACAGCUUUUCGGAGAUGAUCUUAUUGAAGACAUGGAUGCUGUUCUCCAAAAGGUUGGUGAGAAAGAAGUAGAGGAGAUGAUUUUAAAGCCUAACUUGGCAUCAUUUUCAGCUAAUAGAAAGGAAUCUAAAAGCCAAGAUCGAGUUGGAAGGUUACAAAUAUCCCCAAUAGUUGAAAUUGGAAUGGACGGAAUAUCAACAUGGGGGGAUGAGUAAUUGCAAUGCAAAGGCAUUCAGUUACUUGGGAAAAUUUGGAUCAAUCAUGGCAGCACCGUGGUCGGACAGGUGUGGAAUGCAGUAAUAGAAAAAGAGAAUGGGUUUUAGAAACUCAUUUCAGUUGUUUGUCUUGCAAUGAGCUAUGAAGCGUAAGCUACUGUUGUUGGGAGACUUGACUUUUGAUUUGGGGGAGUUCAUGAGAUGGAGGAUUUUUACUUUUCUGACUUAAACAAGUGACAUGCCAAAAGAUUUUGUAGCUUGUUGGUACCUGAGCAAGUUCUAAUUUGAAACUUACAUAUUUCUUCUUCAACAGCCUUAAAAUAGUGCAUAAUUAGAACUGUUAAUGCCUAAAUUGAAACAGAGGUGUUUGGGGGUAUAUUAUUUCAGUUUUUAUAUUAUUUCUAUAAUAGAGUUUGCCUUGUGUCUCUUAAAAAAAAAACAACACAAUCCAUGAUCGAAGAGAUGAUCCAUCAAUGAUUGAAAUUUUUCUGCUUCAAAAUUCUUUCCAAGAAACCCCAAUCAACUCGAUCAAAUGCCUCUCCAAGGUCCAGUUUGUAAUCCAUCCUUGCUUUUUUUGGACCUAUAAUACUCCACAACUUUAUUUGCAAUAAGUACAGGAUCCAGAAUUUGGCGGCCAUCCAAAAAGGCACUUUGAGUGAGAGCUCUAAUACUGGGCAUAAUUAUCUUCAUUCUUUCAGCAAGCACUUUUGCAAUCAAUUUGUACAGCAAAGUAGUGAAACUUAUGGGCCGGAAAUUAAUUACCUUUACUGCAUCUUCCUUUUUCUUGAUCAAGCAAAUAAAUUUCUCCUUUACAUGCAUUUAGUUUCCCAGUCCCAUAGAACUCAUUGAAUAAUUUACAAAGAUUGUCCUUGAGGAGAUCCCAAAAUUUGAUGAAGAAUUCUACUGUGAAGCUAUCCGGACCUGGAGCCUCUGUUUCUUCCCAUUGAUUUUAAUGCUGCCCUGAUCUCCACCAAACUAAAUUUUGAAAUAAGCCUUUUAUUUUGAUCUGCGAAACUACAAACCAAUAAAAAACGGAGGUGUGAGGAGAUUUCUCAUAGAGGGUGCUGUAGAAAUCAAGUAUUAAAUGUUCAAUUUCAAAGAAUAAAGUGGUUGGGUUUCCUUGAUUAUUAACAAGCUUCGGAAUUAGACUUCUUUUUUUUUUUUUUUUUCCCCCGAUGAGAACGAUGGAAGAAACUCAUAUUUUUGUUCCCCAAUUUCAGCCAAGUCAACUUAGUUUUCUGGAUUAUAUCUCUUUCCUCCCUUCUACAAAGAGCUAGAAGAUCCACUCUCUUAUUAACAAUAAGUGAUCCCCUGUGCACGUAUCCGGUUGAUCAUAUUUUUUCUCUUCUAGUGCGAUGGCUUUUAAUAAGGUUUCUUCAUGACUUUUCUGUUUUCUUUCAUAAUCUGAAUGCCAUGAUUUGAGUUGACCCUUAAUGUUUUGGAGUUGAGUUGAUAAGGCAAAGCCCAUCCAGCCCGGAGGAGUGCUUGUGGUUAAUGAAUUUUCAAUAAAUUGGCAGCAAUGCUUGUCUAGCAACCAGCUGUUGCAAAAUCGAAAAGGGGAAGGCUCCCACUCGAAUGCCCCUGCUUCUAAUAAAAAAGGGAAGUGGUUUAAGGAGAUCCUUACUUGACGAGUUACACGUGUGUUCGCAAAAGCCUUGUCCCGGUCAAAAGUAACUAAAAAUCUGUCAAGCAAUGAUCUCAAAACUACUCUUCCUUCUCUUGACCAUGUUAAUUUUCUGUUCAGUAAAAUAACUUCAAUGAGUUUCCAUUCUUCAAUGAAUUUAUUGAAUUUCCUCAUUCAUGCCACAAGUCAUUCUACUUGCUGGAAAUCGCUCCCCUUUGAUUUGGUCAUAUUAAAAUCCCCUCCCAAACACCAAGCUUCUAUACAAUAACCAAUGAGGGAGAGCAGCUCUGACCAAAUGAAUUUUCCCUCUGUAAUCAGUAGGUCCAUAAAUAUUGGUUACCCAACACAACUUAUUGCACAUUGUUCUGCAUUUAACUGACAGUGAGUGGCCCCUUUCAAUACUUCAAUAAAAGAAAAUUUACUUUCAUCUCACUUGGUUAACAUUCUUCCUGAUUUUCCAUGAGCUUCAAGAAAGAUCCAUCCAGUUCCUUUUGAUCUCCAAGUGGAUUGAAAACAAAGUAUUGACCCAUUCCAAUCUUGAAAGAAAUAUGGGAAAAAGGAAGAUGACAAUAGGCAGUAGCUUAUAAUCCUUUUCCGUGGGAUAUAUGAGGAAGACUUGACACUGAGAAUAGGCUUUUGGUUGGAAAUGUGAGGAGCUAUAAUAAGCUGUGAGCACCUUCCACCCAACAGAGAACUUUUGCUUGUAAUAUCUUUGAAUCCACUUGGUCAAAAGGGCCUUAGUAUCUCUCCACCUGGCUGCUGUUAGCUUGCACUGCUAUUUGGAUUCUUGGUUGUGGCCUCUUGAUCCUACUUCUGGUUUUACUGUUAGAUCCCUUAUAGCUGACUUAGUGGGCACGGUUGAUCCAUUAUUGUCUGAUUUUUGUUCUGUGAUUUGGAAAGAUAGAUUUUCCUAAAACGAUGAAAAUUUUUCUUUAAGAUCUUAGUUGGGGUGCCAUCAAUACUGCUGAUUGUCUUCCACGUUGCAUGCUUUAUAUGUCUAUUUCUCCUUCUUGGUGUCACAUGUGUUGCUGCUACGCUGAAUCUUCGAUCCAUUUGUUUUUCCAUUUUCCUCUUGCUGCCAAUUUUUGGGAUAUUCUUUUUAGGCUUUUUGAUGGUCUUAUACGUGUCUUAAUAACAUUUUGGACACAUUGGCUUCUCUUCUGGUGGGUCAACCCUUUGGUGGUACAAAGAUGACACUUUGGUUGACAUGCGGCGUUCUUUUGGUAUCUGUGGGGUGAAAGGAAUAAGUGGCUUUUUCAUGAUUCUUCUUGUUCAAAUAUUUUAUGGAAUUUGUUCUGUCUAUUUCUUUUCCUUGGUGUAAAGCUAAGCCCCCCUCUCUCUAUAGAUAAUCUAUUUUAGUUAACAAUUGGACAUCCUUCUCUUCUAUAAGUUCCUUUAGGUGUUUGGGGUUUUCCCCAGAUUUCAUUUAUAAAUGAAAUGGUUUUUUUUACAAUUGGACUUCUCUUCUGUACUGGGUAUCACCCGAACCCCCUUGCAAAAUUAGUUUCUUCACAUUAUCCCUCUUCACAAAGUGGGAGGAGGCAUUUAUGAAUAUUUUUAAAGUGAAUACUUCUUUGAUGUCCUGACUUAUUAAAAGUGUAUUGAAUUUUCAGAUCGCAAAGAACAUGGAAGUGUUUAUAUGGUCCUGAGAUUAUAAGAGUCUUAAUAAUCAGGAUAGGCUUCAGAAUUUGAUGAGGUUUAACCUUUUUGCCUGUUCAUAUGCAGUUUGUAUAUGGAAAAGGAGGACAAUAUUUAUCACCUUUUUCCUCAUUGCUUCUUUGCUUCCAAGGGAAGAAGCUUUCUGCUUAGUACCUUCAGAUUUCCGCUUGUCUUUCUAAUUCUAAUCAUAUUGAUGACUGGCUUUCUCAAGUGAAGUUGAAGUCCUUUGGGGUAUGCUGUCGGGGCAUUCCUUUAGUUGCGUUGGCUUGAAAGUAACUUUAAACUUUUUGAAGCUAAGUCUUCUGAUAUAACUUCUUUUGGUGGAAAUUUACAACUCAUCUCCUUGUGGUGGGCUCAUAGUUAUAGCCAAUUCUUUUGCAAUUAUCCAAUUUCUUUGCAUCACAACAAUUGGUCAAAUUUUCUGCAAUUAGUUUUUUUGGGAUGGGGUUCACUUUUCACCGUCCCUAAGCUGUUUCUACUUCGCUUUUGUCUGAUGAUGUCUCUUAUAAAACAUCAAUGUGUGAUAGCAGAAGGAAAUUGUUAGCAGCC
Cucumis sativus (cucumber) is the source of this 7596-nucleotide messenger RNA. RefSeq names its product protein phosphatase 1 regulatory subunit 7-like. The record is from RefSeq and is a predicted model, not a curated record. NCBI's taxonomy places the organism in Eukaryota, Viridiplantae, Streptophyta, Magnoliopsida, Cucurbitales, Cucurbitaceae. Bases 2342 to 3049 code for a protein of 235 amino acids. The transcript has a single exon. Gene Ontology annotation, molecular function: protein binding.